Brachypodium distachyon (stiff brome) is the source of this 5191-nucleotide messenger RNA. RefSeq lists its product as uncharacterized. The record is from RefSeq and is a predicted model, not a curated record. NCBI's taxonomy places the organism in Eukaryota, Viridiplantae, Streptophyta, Magnoliopsida, Poales, Poaceae. The transcript has 12 exons. Bases 168 to 4628 code for a protein of 1486 amino acids. Gene Ontology annotation, molecular function: protein binding.
GAAAUUACCAAACAAAGCCGUCCCCGCAUCCGCCUUCGCCGCCUUCCGUGAGCAACCUCCCUUCCCUUCCCUGCCCUGACCUGCCCUCUUCCCCAAAUCAACCGCGGCCUUACAGAACCUUCCACACCAAUCAGCCGCCGCCGGCGAAUGCUCCGCCACCGACGGGGAUGCCGUCGGCGGUAGCACCCUCCACCCCGCGCUUAAACCCUAGCUGGCCCCAUCCACCCCCCGCCGCUCCCAUGACCAGCCCCCAUCCACCCUUCGCCGCUCCCAUGGCCAGCCCCCACCUAGGUCUCGGCCUCGCGCCCCCGCCGUUGCCCACCGACCCCUCCGUUGCGCCUCCGCCUCGUCGUGCACCUCGGCUGGCCAAGCGCCGACACGCGGCCACCACCUCCCGCUCUCGCGCGCAACCGUCGCCAUCCGCGCCGUGGAAUCCAUUCGGCGGCGGCGGUGAUACGGAUGGAUCGGGGCAGAAUGUAAAUGGAGGGCUAGGGAGUGUGAACGGUGGCGGUGGUUCUGGGUUUGGGAAAGGUCAGACCGGGGGUGUUGUCUUCGGUUCUGCCCCAGCGGGUAAACAGCAGUCUUCGCAGCCACCGCCGGCGUCAUCCAGUGAUGCUCCCUUCGUGUUUGGGAGCGUGAGGGACAGCCUGCCUCGGUUUGUUGAAGGCUCGUCGGCUACUUCAAAGCUGCGCGAUAGGAUGGGGAAGCUGAACCUGCGGAGUCCAGAUGGAUACACUUCCAGUUCAGUUCAUGUUACUGAGGCAAAUGCCAUGCAGGAGAAGCUUGCACAGGUCAGUAUAGGCAAUGAAGCACCUGUUAGGAUCCACAGUGAAGCUACUACUGUUACACCAACGGUUUUCAUGUCUGGAAGUGGCCAUGCAGAUAGCACUGAUGAUGUUGCAUCUAGUUCUAGUAAGAAUGCAUCUAGUGCAGUUAAUGGUACUGAUGACACUAAUGCGCUUCCGGAGAAGAUAACACCGUUGAAUAUAGGAAGUGGCACGCCCUUUCAGAACAUGAAAUAUGGAGGUGGUGAUAGCCAUCAAACUGAAGUGUUUGGCUUUGGGGGUGGCAGACCUGCAGCUGCCGGUACUGUUUAUGGAAACAAUUCAGGCAAUACUUCAGAUAAGGGCAAAGAUUUUUUCUCUCCUGCAAAUAACAAUGCUUCUACUUCUGCUAAUGUUGCUACCAGUUUGCCUCCAGAGAGCACAUAUAAUUUGAAUGUACGAGGUGGAGUGAGGCACAAAAUGAAAACUGAUAAUGCGAAUUGUCUACCAGAGACAUUUGUGUUUGGAAGGAAUGGAAGCACAAGCUCUGCUUCAGAGCAGUCGGCAAGGGUAGUUGUGGAUGAUGGUGGUAAUUUUGUCAGUGGUCCAAGUACAGAUACUCGUACUUCAGAUCAAGGUAGCAUGGAGAGCUCACUUCAGGAGGAGAUGACAAAGUUAAAUAUACAAUACAGAAUCCCAUCUAAGAGCAUGAAAGAUGAAGCAGCAAGUCUACAACCAGAAACAUUUGUUUUCAGAAGUGAUGCAAGUUCAAGCUUUUUUUCUGCGCAGGUCCCAUCAUUCACAAAUUUUCAAACCAAUGCAUCAUCUGAGACAAAGGACAGUGGCAAAAACCUGGCCGAUGAUAUUAUUAGAAAGUCAACAUAUGCCAAAUCUAAUAACAGUAAUGGUUAUCGGACAAGUAACUUUGUUUUCGGUAGUGGUAGUAGUGCAACUGCUGCAUCUGAAGGGGCUGAAGAACAUACACCACACGAUAUCAAUAAAUUGAACAUCAACAUGGAGGGGCCUUCUGUAUGUAUUCAAGUGAACGAUGCUUCUAUUCCUGAUUUUUCAUUUCAGGGCAAAGCAGAAGCUAUGCCAGGAUAUGGUACUGUUCCGCGUCCCAAAGUCCAGGAGUCAUGCCCAUUUACUCGUUUGAAUCAUUCAUCUAUUUUCUCUACAUUUGAAAAUGUGAUGCCCUCCUUCAGUUUGAAUCCUAUGGAUGCAGGAAAAGAAACUGCCCCUGGUGAAUCUGGUGCGAUCAAACAGGAUCUGCCUAGGUGCUCCAGAGAGAGCUUGUUUGGUAUAGACUAUAUAAAGUCAGCAUAUCGAGAUAAAAAGGAAGCACAUAAAAGCACAAGGAAAAAGAAAAGGCCAACUAGGCUAAAGCAACAUGCUCAAUUCAACCAAGUUUCUCAAGAAACAUGCAUCAAUGGAGUAAGCUCAGAUUUAGCAGGUGAUUAUUCACCAAUGGAUUGUUCUCCUUAUCAGGUAGCAGUUGAAGAAGUGUCAAGAGAGGCAUCUGUGAGUUCUGACCAGUCCAUCCACAUUCCUGAUGGUGGUGUCCCAAAUCAGAACACCAGUUGUGCUGAAGAUGAUCUAGUUUCUGCAACUGAGCACUUGGUUAUUGAUGCAGACCUUCCAACGUACGAAGACGAAGGGAGAGCUGCCAAUGUGGAUGCAUCUGAGAGUAACUGUGGUAGCAACUUUUCUAGUUUCGAUGAAGAAGUAAAUUUCUGUAAUGCAUCAGAGCCCUCUUUCAAUAAUAUAAAUGUUGGUGCUAAUGAUGAACCUAAAAUGUGCACAACAGAAGCUUGGUUUGAUGGCUAUGAAUGCAAUGUUAAAGGGAAAACUUGUGAAGAUGACACCUCCAGAAAGCUGCAUGAGUCUGGUGAACCUGUUAAUUUUCAGUCAAGCUCAGAAAAUUUUAGUGGGCUGAGCUUCACCUUUGGUGCAUCACUGUAUCCCGAUAGUACCUUAUCGACUGAAAAACGUAAUACCAAAAGGAAGUCAAGGACUAAAGGUGGGCAGACACCUAAGCCUUCAGCUGUGCAGGCUUCUGUAAAAACAAAAGCCUCACGGGACACAAAAGGCGUGCAGUUUACCCCGGAAACAAGUAAGACAGAACAUUCAUCAAAAGAAAUUUCGGCAGCCUUGGAGACUUGUGACACUUGGCGUACAAGUGGGAAUCAAGCCUAUGAAAAUGGCCACUUUGCUACCGCAGAGGGGUGUUAUACCCGUGGUAUAAAUUCUAUUUCUCAUCAUGGAACUUCUGGACGUUGUUCCCGUGCGUUGACACUGUGCUAUAGCAACCGUGCGGCUACUAGAAUGUCUCUUGGCAGAAUGAGAGAAGCUCUUGAAGACUGCUCAAUUGCAACAUCGAUUGACCCCACCUUUCUUAAGGCUAAAGUCCGUGCUGCAAAUUGUCAACUAGCACUUGGAGAUCUUGAUGGCGCAUCAAGAAAUUACACAGCCUGUUUGAAGUCUGACAAUGCUGCUGGUUCUGACUUUAAAAUGUUUGCUGAGGCUUCUGAUGGUCUGGAAAAAGCCAAGAGAGUGGCAGAUAUGAUAUCCCAGUCCAGGGAACUUCUUAAGAAAAGAACAUUGCCUGAAGCAACAACAGCUUUGGAAUUGAUCUGCAACGCACUGCACAUAAGUUCACACUCAGAUAACCUAAUGGAGAUGAAAGCAGAUGCUCUACUGACGCUAAGAAGAUAUGAAGAAGUAAUUGAAUUAUGCCAGGAAACAGUACAUUUGGCUGAAAGAAAUUCUGUUUUAGUUAAUGGCAAUGGGGAGUCAAAUAAUUCCAGUGUAUCUGAAAAGGCAGAAUGCUCUGGAAGCCUUUGGCGGCCAUACCUCAUUUGCAAGUCUUACUUCCUUCUAGGCAAGCUUGAAGAGGCUCUUGACUUGCUAAUGAGGCAUGAGCUAGUGACACCUGUCAAAGAUAGUGAUGGCAGCACAUCUCAAAAAUGUUUGUCGUCACUUUCUACAAGCAUAAGACAACUUCUUUCUUUUAAGGAUGCGGGGAAUGAAUCAUUUAAAGCUCGUCGAUAUUCAGAAGCUGUGGAACAGUAUUCAGCUGCUUUGGCAUGCAAUAGUGAUUCACGUCCCUUUUCGGCUGUCUGUUUUUGCAACCGUGCAGCUGCAUAUCAAGCACUCGGUCAACUUACUGAUGCAAUAGCAGAUUGCUCGUUAGCCAUGGUUCUUGAUGCAAAUUAUCCGAAGGCAAUUUCUAGGCGAGCCACCUUAUAUGAGAUGAUAAGGGAUUAUGGACAAUCUGCUAAUGAUUUAAGGAAGCUAAUCUCACUUCUUCAAAAGCAAGCCAAUAAGCCUGGAGUAUCACCAAAAGUUUUGAACACGUAUAGUGACCUGAAGCAGGCACGUGCACGACUUCUUUCUGUAGAAGAUGAAGCCAAAAAAGAUGCCCCGUUGAAUUUGUAUUUAAUCCUGGGAGUCGAACCAUCCUGCUCUCCACUAGAUAUUAAGAAGGCAUACCGGAAAGCUGCAUUAAAACAUCACCCGGACAAGGCCUCUCAACUGCUAGUAAGAAAUGAGAAUGCUGAUGAUGGAUUUUGGAGGGAUGUUGUCAAGGAGGUUCAUGCAGAUGCUGAUCAUCUGUUCAAAAUGAUUGGGGAGGCAUAUAAUAUUCUUUCAGAUCCUCAAAAGCGUGAAGAAUAUGAUAUGGAAGAGGAACUAAGAAAUGCUGCUCGGAGAACUUUUAAGGGGAGGAGCACACAGUCACCUGAACAGCAUUUCAGGAGACAAUAUGACAGAGGUUUUAGUCCUCGUCAGUGGCAAUCUGCAGGGAAAUCUGGUGCAUCCCGUUCACGCUGGUCGGGACACGGAUAUUCUGAUGACUACUGGUAAUUCUAUUGGUAGAUGUUUGAGGCUUGAUUGUGAUGUGGAAAACAUCUUUUGCAUUGGUUGCAUAUGAGCAUGGCCUCCUUGCACCAAGCUGGGUCUGGGCGGCGUGUGUCGUCGUGGGGCUGUUAGGUUCUACCACUACUUGCCAUCCUCCUUCCUUCGCGCAUGGAGAUUCCUCGCAGUUUAGCUGUCUGCUCGAUGCAAUUCUUUUGGAGGAUGAAAAUUGAAGGUUUGGAAGUUGACCGUCAGGUUACCUUGGCUGACGUGAUCUCAAGUGAGUCCUAACAGCAAUAUCAAAUGUGCACAGGGAUAGAUUGAGUUAUUGCUUUCCCGGUAGGCAAAAUCAUUCUUUGUUCAUGUGCACAGGGGUGCAUAAAUUAUUUUCCGUGGGCUGUGGUUUCACGGUUUUGUGUAUUCACGGGUGCUUCAUAUAGUGUGCCCUACUCUGAGAAUGUGAAACAAACAAUGGUGUAUAUUGUGUAGACUGCAUAUUGUGGAAUAUGAACUCUCAGAUCACAUCUUUUCCUUUUUCGGUAGAAAUACUAAUGUUCUCGUGUUUACUCCUA